AUGGUCAAGCGAUUAUCAGGCCUACAGAAAGAAGUCAUCAAGCUCUAUCGCCACUGCUUGAGAGAAGCCGGCAAGAAGCCAGAGAAAGCCAGACCACACUUCCGUGCGGUCACCAGGUUCGUGUGCCAGAUCGCAACAGUACCACAGACCUUGCUGAAGAUGAUCAGACGUGAGUUUCACAAGAACCAAAGCGUAGACAAGAAAGACUUCGCCACCAUCGAGACGCUUCUCAGGAUGGGCUACCGGAAGCUGGAGCUGUAUUCGGAGCCGUCCAUUACAGAUAUCCACUAG
Molecule: messenger RNA, 291 nt
Organism: Cyphellophora attinorum
Lineage: Eukaryota; Fungi; Ascomycota; Eurotiomycetes; Chaetothyriales; Cyphellophoraceae
Product: Succinate dehydrogenase assembly factor 1, mitochondrial
Exons: 2
Coding region: 1-291 (96 amino acids)
Biological process (GO): mitochondrial respiratory chain complex II assembly
Cellular component (GO): mitochondrion
Source: RefSeq, a predicted model, not a curated record